AUGGAUGUUAGGUAUCUUUUGGUGAGAGCUGCGGCAGGUUGCGGGACGCGACUCUUACGAGCCUGUAGUAGAUGGGUGAGCAGCGUCAGGCCGGUGGUGACGUCGGUGGCUUCGUCUCGGCACCGAUGUCCUGGGUGUGACGUUGGGGGAGGAUGGAAUGGACUCUUCCACACCCCGACGAUCCUGGUAGCGGCAGAGGCGCUCGAGGACACGGGCGGCGAAAAGAAAAUGGAGGCGGAUGGGCGCACCCAACCCCCCAAGAUCCAUUCUUCUCGGCCUUCCCCUGAACUUGCCGCAGGUGACAGUAUGACGGUCGCCCGCGGCGAGGAGUCCCCGGAGCGGCUGGGCGGCGCCCUACGGCGGCUGCACUAUAGAGCGACGCGCAGGGCGCACUCCGCCGCCCAAAGGCACCACUCCACUACGCCCAAGAGUGCACGUGGGGGCGUGGCCAGGUCAUUGACCCGCAUCGAUCGCGCUCAACUAGGUCAGCCGGUCUUCGGAGUUCAGACUAUCUGCGGAUAG
This is a messenger RNA of Leptosia nina, 522 nucleotides long. The record is from the annotation of a GenBank genome assembly. Lineage: Eukaryota; Metazoa; Arthropoda; Insecta; Lepidoptera; Pieridae.